Molecule: messenger RNA, 5673 nt
Organism: Seriola dumerili (greater amberjack)
Lineage: Eukaryota; Metazoa; Chordata; Actinopteri; Carangiformes; Carangidae
Product: collagen alpha-4(IV) chain-like
Exons: 48
Coding region: 187-5205 (1672 amino acids)
Cellular component (GO): collagen trimer
Molecular function (GO): extracellular matrix structural constituent
Source: RefSeq, a predicted model, not a curated record
UGCUCAUCUCGGUCCCGGCACUAAUAAACAGUAGCAGUUACUCAGUUUGGUUUACUGAUACAGAGGCAGGAGAUUAUCCUGUGUGGAGCGCACCAAAGCCCUCAUGAAGAUUAAUUUCAGCUGUUGAAUUUGGGGGGCAGCACUGAGGCCAACGCUCACCUGUUCAGCAGGCUUACGUGAUGAAAGAUGAGAUCCUUAUGUACUGUUGUGACUAUGUCCCCUCUCAGAUGGAUCCUUGUACUGGUAAUCUUUGUGCAGCAGCUCAAUGCAGGGCGGAUUGAGGGUCCAUGCCAGGGAAGAGACUGCUCUGUAUGUCAGUGUCUUCCUGUCAAAGGUGCACGGGGAGCUCCAGGAAAGCGAGGGCAGCAAGGCCCCACGGGACCAAUGGGACGAAGGGGACAUGAGGGGCCACCUGGAGACAAGGGCAGGAGGGGAGCAGAGGGAUCGCAUGGCCCAGAGGGGCCCAUAGGAGAACGUGGCAACACUGGUGUUCUUGGUUUUCCUGGUAAUAUUGGCUCAUCAGGUUACCCUGGAGCAGGCGGCGAGCCUGGUUUGCCAGGAUUGGAUGGCUGUAAUGGGACAAGGGGUCAACCAGGGAUCCCUGGUGUUCCUGGUUUCAGUGGUCUCCGUGGGCCGCAGGGAUUACUUGGACCUAAAGGAACUAAAGGAGAGCCUUUGCAAGACGCCUUUCCGGGACUUCCUGGGGAGCGUGGGAGAGAUGGAAAACAUGGUUUACCUGGAAGGAAAGGAGACAUUGGACAUCAAGGCUACAUUGGCCCUCCUGGUCUUAAUGGACCUGAGGGCUUGGCAGGACCUAAAGGUGUCAGAGGACUACCAGGAAACCCUGGAGGAUCACUGGCAGGGGAUAACGGUGACGAUGGUGAGCAAGGCCCACCUGGCCCCCCAGGAGUAGAAGAAGUCAUAGAAUUUCCUCCAGAUUUUCUUCCACCCAAAGGUUACAAGGGAGACAGGGGUCUUCCUGGACCAUGUGGACCAAAGGGCAAAAGGAGUGAUGUAGGAGACUACAACAUAGAAGAAAUUAAAGGGGAGCAAGGAAUCCUUGGAUUUCCUGGAAAUCGGGGUCUUUUAGGAACUCGUGGUAGAGCUGGAGCAACAGGACCUCAGGGUCUGCAUGGAGAGAGGGGACUACCAGGCCUCAUUGGAAGAAUCGGUCCAAAGGGCUACCAAGGAGAUCCAGGUCUCCCUGGUCCCACAUACUUUCAUAAUGGAAGUGAUGCCAGAGGUGAUAAAGGUGAAUAUGGGUAUCCAGGAGCGUCUGGACUCCCAGGAGACCCCGGGGAGAUGGGCAUGCAUGGACCUCCUGGCCCAUCAGGGUUAACAAUACCAGUUGUGCCAGGUCUGCCUGGUCCAACAGGGCCCCGAGGUCCAAAGGGCUACAAGGGCGAACCAGGGAGGUAUGAAGAAAUCAAUCCAUUCCCAGGACCAAAGGGAAUUAAAGGGCUCCCCGGACCUAAAGGUGUCACAGGCCGCCCUGGUCCUCCAGGAUGUGGAGAUUAUUACUGUGAGCCUGGUUACCCUGGCGAAGAUGGUGACCCAGGAUCCCAAGGACCUCCUGGACACAAAGGGCUCAGAGGAAUUAAAGGUUGUGAAGGUGGAUGUGAAUGUACAUCUGGUGGGGGAAGAAUAGGGCCCCCUGGUCCACUUGGUUUUCCAGGACCUCCAGGGUUACCUGGAGCUCAAGGACUCAGGGGGGACCCUGGACUUCAAGGAGAUGAUGGACCAAGAGGACCACAAGGCUUUCCAGGACUUGCUGGUGUAAAUGGACAGAAGGGUCAGAAAGGUGACUCUUUAGUGUUAGGUGGUAAAGGUGCCAAGGGUGACCAAGGACUGUCUGGUCAACAGGGCCCUCCUGGAGCAACAGGUAGGCCAGGACUGGAUGGUCACCCUGGCCAUUCAGGAGAUCCUGGACCACCAGGUGCUGAAUAUGCAGGAUUACCUGGUCCCAAAGGUGACCCUGGGGUUGUUGGACCCAAAGGUUUUCCAGGGACCAUAGGCCCCCCAGGUCUUGGUAGUCCAGGCCCCAUAGGGCCACCUGGACCUAAAGGAAAUCCGGGACAUACUGGCCCCCCAGGAUUUCCUGGACGACCAGGCCCUCCAGGUGAAAUUGAGGAAUGUUGUCAUGAAAUUGAGAUUGGGUCACCUGGUCCUAAGGGUGAGCGAGGCUUCCCAGGGAUUCCAGGUGAGCCAGGGAGAGAAGGUUUUCCCGGAGGUCCGGGACACCAAGGCGUUAAAGGCAUGAAAGGAGAUGAUGGUGAUUAUGUAAGCACUGGACCGCCAGGAUCUCCAGGUUUAAAUGGGGAUCCAGGUGACCAUGGUCCUGUUGGGGAUAGCCUGGAUGGCCCUCCAGGCUCUCCUGGGUUACCAGGACUACCAGGCAGGAAGGGUGCCCCAGGAAAUGCCCUCUUUGCCAGUCAAGGUGCUAUUGGCCCACCUGGCCACAUUGGGGCAGUGGGUGCAAAUGGACCUCGUGGCUUUCCUGGAAACCCAGGGUCUCCAGGCAUACAAGGCCAACCUGGACAACCAGGCCGUAAAGGAGAGCCAGGAUUCAAUGGUGACCCUGGUGCCACUGGUUUCCCAGGCCCACCUUGUACUGUUUGUGACCUACAUGGAGUUCCAGGCCCUCCAGGACUUCGAGGAAACCCAGGACUGAUGGGGGUACCAGGCUACCAUGGUCAGAAGGGUUUAAAGGGACAUAUAGGUCUACCUGGUCAUGGACAGAAGGGUCCUCAAGGUUUCUCUGGCCUUCCCGGUGUACCAGGCCCACCUGGACCAAAAGGCAUCACUGGCUCUCCAGGAGAUCCUGGGCUUGAUGGUUGGCCAGGACCAAAAGGUGAAACGGGCUACCCUGGCAGGGCUGGAGCAAGAGGUAUAUCAGGUCGUCCUGGACCCCCAGGACCCAGAGGUAAACAGGGAGAGAGAGGCUUUAAUGGUCAACAAGGUGACACAGGAGACCCAGGACUGCCUGGUAAUAAAGGUUCACCUGGUCUCCCAGGACUACCAGGCCCAACAUGGGGUGUGAAUUUGAUAAAAGGCUCAGCGGGACUUUCAGGAAGAAAGGGACAAAAAGGCCAACAAGGACUUGCAGGCUUAAAGGGCAUAAGGGGAAUACCCGGUGACCCAGGGCCUGAUGGACAGCUUGGUCCGGAAGGGUGUAAGGGCAGCACUGGUGCUCCAGGCAGGUCAGGAAUACCAGGUCCUCCUGGACACCCUGGAAUCAAAGGUUUCCCUGGUCCAAGGGGAAAUCCUGGGCAUGGUGGAGAUCCGGGAGAUCCAGGGCCUGCAGGACUUUGGGGGAUACCUGGGCUACCAGGAUUUCCAGGUGCCAAGGGUGAGCCAGGACAGUCUUAUGGACAACCUGGUCCACCUGGACCCAAAGGAUUUCCAGGGGAAAAUGGACUCAGUGCACCCAGAGGGAGUCCAGGAGAUCCAGGUGACCCAGGACUCAGGGGAAGGCCAGGAAAGCCUGGACAACCAGGCCCUCCGGGGGAACCAGGAAGACAAGGAGGACUAGGCUUACCCGGGCCUCAUGGCCCACGAGGCCUUCCAGGUUUUCAAGGGAUUCCAGGUGAUCAUGGAGGUCUGGGACCACGUGGUCCACCUGGCCCAUAUGGACCUCAAGGGCCCCGUGGACCACCAGGUCUGGAUGGAUUAUAUGGGCUAAGAGGGCCAAAAGGGAUGAAAGGAGGAUGUGGCAAAGCUAUUCAUGGCCCUCCGGGACCAGAUGGUUUUCCUGGGCCCAAAGGCCUGAGGGGCCGCCCAGGGCCUCCAGGAGACAUUUUUCCUGGGCCCAAAGGCCCGAGGGGCCUUCCUGGUGACAAAGGUCUUCCAGGUUUACCAGGGGAACCUGGUUACCCUGGCAAAGACUGCACAUCUUCACCAGGACCCUGUGGAGAUAUAGGAUAUGAAGGACCUCCAGGACUCCCAGGUCCUCCUGGGAAACGGGGCCCUCCAGGCAGCAUCAUUUUGUCCAUAGGAGACCCAGGACCAAAAGGCUUCCCUGGGUUACCUGGCCGUAAGGGAGAUAGGGGCUUCCCAGGACCUCCUGGACCUCAAUACGAACGAGAACGAGGCUUUGACGGUCCAAAAGGUGAGAAAGGUCACAGUGGUACCAGGGGUGCUCCAGGACCCAAAGGUCAGCAAGGUCUACCUGGGCCCUGGGGUCUCAAGGGACAAACUGGCCCAGCUGGAGAAAUAGGUGUCAAAGGUGCUCCCGGUGAUUCCAUCAGUCUAUGUGGAGAGAAGGCUCCUUCUGGCCUUUUAGGACCACGUGGUUCCCCAGGAUCUAAGGGAUUCCCUGGCGAUUUGGGUCCUCCUGGAACUCCAGGACAUAAAGGAGAGAAGGGUUCUAUAGGGUCUGUGGGCUUCCCUGGUCUACCAGGUCCUGCUGGUCCUAAUGGUCCUGUCGGAGACCCAGGAGAAGGAGGUCAGCGAGGAUUUACUGGACUUCAAGGUAUCCCAGGUGCACCGGGUGAUCCAGGUGGGCCAGGCUCUAGGGGGGCACUGAGAUCAGGCUUCCUUUUGGUUAUUCACAGCCAGUCAGUUAAGGUGCCGCUGUGCCCUGCAGGCAGCAGUCAGCUUUGGGCGGGCUACAGUCUGGCAUACCUGGAGGGUCAAGAGAAGGCUCACACACAGGACCUGGGCCAGGCUGGCUCCUGCCUCCGCGUUUUCUCCACCAUGCCUUUCUCCUACUGCAACAAAGCUGCCUGUCACUACUCCAGUCGCAACGACAAAUCCUAUUGGCUCUCCACCACUGCUCCCAUACCCAUGAUGCCCCUGUUCGGCCAGCACAUCAGCCAGCACAUCAGCCGCUGCGUUGUUUGUGAGACGGUUUCUCCUGCAGUGGCUUUUCACAGCCAGGAUCAGACGGUUCCUGCAUGCCCACCUGGCUGGAGGAGUCUGUGGACGGGUUACUCUUUCAUCCUGCACACAGGGGCAGGUGAUAAAGGGGGCGGCCAGUCUCUGACCUCUUCUGGAAGCUGCCUUAAGGAUUUCAGAGCUCAUCCCUUCAUAGAGUGCCAGGGCCCACGAGGCUCCUGUCACUACUUCGCCAACCUCUACAGUUUUUGGCUGACUACUGUGAGUCAGACAGAGCAGUUUAACGCCGCGACGCCCGACACCAUCAAAGCAGCCGACCAACAGCGACGCAAGGCCAGUCAGUGCCACGUCUGCCUCAGAGAAAAAUAAAGGUCUUCUCGUCACUUUUAGUAUCAAAACCUGAUUCUGAUCACCACUCAGGACUAUAUUUAGAUUAUAUUUAGUGAGAAAAGAAAUGUGAUAUGACAAUUUAUACCCUGUUACUUUUAUCUGAACGACUUUUUUUUUUUUAUAAACUACUGCUAACUAUUUAAAUGAGGUGCUAUUUCUAAUGAAAAAAAUGUUUUAAUAGUUGAUCAUUUUGCUGCUGUACUCUAAGCUUUUGUAUUCACCCACUUUUUCAGAUUGGUGUUCUUCAUCCUUUAGGAGAAAUAGUAAAAAUAUCCUUCCUUCUUUAUUUAAGUUGUGCACCUCAAUUAAAAUGUUUGUUAAAAAGUUUUGGCAUUCAGAGUCACCCAGACUUCAGUGACUACUGCAGUUGAAAACACUACAACCUACAUGCAAAAAUCCCAAGGUAGGACAAAAUGAAUAAAUUCAACAGGAUACAGUUUUUCCAUA